Molecule: messenger RNA, 2547 nt
Organism: Oppiella nova
Lineage: Eukaryota; Metazoa; Arthropoda; Arachnida; Sarcoptiformes; Oppiidae
Source: the annotation of a GenBank genome assembly
AUGCAGAACCAGUCGAAUAUGAUCUCGUCGUCGAGUGGUUCCCACCGUCGAGUGGCCUCCAACUCGUCGACGUCUUCGGGCAACUGUCAGACCACUAAUAAGGAGCUCUUAAAGCCGUUAUCUCUGGCGGAAUGCGUGGCCGACGGCUGUCCACCGCCAACGCUGGCCCUCAACGACAAAGUGGUCUGGAUAUCAGACAUGGGGCCGGAGUUUGGUUGCGUGAAAUGGUUGGGCAAACUGCCGGACGUGGGCACCGACUGGAUGGCGGGCGUGGACUUCGUGAACGCCGUCGGCUCGGGAACCGGUCUUUACAACGAUCACCAGCUCUUCGAGACCCGUCUCAAUCACGCGUCACUCGUGCCCGUCAUUGGGCUUAUGAAAGCGCACGACUACUUGGGCGCCUCCAAUGCCUCCAACCCUCCCAUCCCAUCGCACGGACACCACUUCGCCCACAACACACCCGUCCCUCAGAAGCCGAGGCGAACGAAGGCUAAUAAGAAGGAGUCCGACCUCAAGGGCGACGAUAAGAGGGUUUCCAUGCCAUCCGGCCAUAAGUCGAUGGCAUCCGAAGUGAAUCCAAUUGAAUCUCAUUCGGUAGCCAUCGUUGAUAUGAAUAAGUCGUCUCAUAAUAGCAGUAAUCAUAUAAAUACUAACCACUCAUCCAAAGCGAAACCAAUAAACUCAUCGAUCGUGUCGAUCACCAACACAUCCAACUCAUUGAACACACACUCGACGUCUGAAUCGCCGUUAAACUCAAGUCUUUCAUCGCAUUUAACUGAAAAGCAACCGAAGGUUUCGGACAAAGAAGCGUUCAAUUCGUGGAACAACUGUUUGUCAGAGGAUGUGAGGGAUGGACUCACUCAUGUGAAUGGGUUGAGUGGACACGACUUCGAGAUCGGAUCAGUUGUUGAGCUGAACAUCGAUGGUAUCUCGAGGUAUGGUGUCGUCCAAUGGAUCGGACCAUUGGCUGUGCCUUCAGACGAAAACCACGAACCGAGCGAUUGUCUGAUGGCUGGCAUCGAACUGGAGGAGGAGGUGAACGGCCUAUCGGACGGCACGUACAACGGGAAGCGAUACUUCGAUUGCGCCCCAAGAAAGGGGUAUUUCGUGAAACUAAGUCAUUGUCUGAAAGACAGUCGCUUUGCAUCGAUGUCUGAGCGCAGGAGAAGUGCUUUAUUCGGGAGUAUAGACUGUCCGACAGUGACGGGUGAUGUGCCGCCGCUCAGCACCAGCGAUGACCUGCAGGCCCUGUGCGGCAAAAACCGGGGCAUUCAGGGCCACCACAACUCGUGCUAUUUGGACGCCACCCUCUUCUCGAUGUUCUCGUGCACCACAAUCUUCGAGUCACUGCUGCACCGCCCGCCCCGUCCCACAGACAUCCCGGAGUACAAAGAGGUGCAGCGAGUCCUCAAAGAGGAGAUCGUUAACCCUCUUCGCGCUAACCUUUACGUGAGGGCCGACCGAGUGAUGCAUUUGCGGACACUUCUCGAGAAAAUCAGUUCAGUUCGCGGACUGACGAGCGAGGAGAAGGAUCCCGAAGAGUUUCUCAACCUUUUACUCAAUGAGAUUUUGAAGGCUGAGCCCUAUCUGAAGCUCAGCUCUGGUUUGGAGUCGUUUUUCUAUCAGUUGUUCGUCGAGAAGGACGAGAAGCUGACACUUCCGUCAGUCCAGCAGCUGUUCGACCAGUCAUUCCUGGCGUCGGACAUAAAACUGCGAGAAGUGCCGCCCUGUCUGCUCAUCCAAAUGCCGAGGUUUGGACGACAGUUCAAAAUGUAUCCGCGAAUCGUUCCGAGUCUUUAUCUCGACAUCACCGACGUCUUGGACAACAGUCCGCGUCAGUGCGCGAUAUGCGGCCAAUGCGCUGAAUACGAGUGCAAAGAAUGCUUCGGUCUCUUCGGCGAGGGUCUCGACAGUACAGCCUUUUGCGGCAAAUGUAUCGAUAAAAACCAUUCGCAUAAGAAACGCUCCAAACAUAAGACAACCAAACUGUCGAUUCCGGCCGAGUUUCAUAUGUUGAGAGAGCACUCGCAGGUGCCCAGGAUUUACAUGGAGUUGUUCGCCGUCUUAUGCAUCGAAACGAGCCAUUACGUAUCGUUUGUGAAGUGUGGGUCAGGCCCUGACAGCCCCUGGUGUUUCUUUGAUAGUAUGGCUGAUCGUAAAGGUGAACAAAACGGUUAUAAUAUCCCAGAAGUGGUGUCGUUCCCCGACUUGAGGUGGUGGCUCAGCGAAGAAGGAACUGCUUUCCUAUUGAAUACAAAGGACGACAAAAUGUUACCCGAAAUGCCGAGACGCCUGUUCUCUGACGCCUACAUCUGUUGGUACGCGUCGGAUGUGUUGAGAUACAGAUGAGAGGGAAAGGCAUGAUUGUGUAGAUCGCAAGCCUUUGCCUGCAAUUAAUUGCUUUAUUAAUAGCAUUAUAGACUCGUUUUGAUGCUCUUUUGUCACGCAAUCAAACACUUUAGAAAUUACUUCAAAACUUAUCGAAAACUAGUUUAUAGUUAUAUUCAAUGAAUUCAAGGAAUAAACAGAUUUUAUCGGUUUUUGGGC